Molecule: messenger RNA, 823 nt
Organism: Onychomys torridus (southern grasshopper mouse)
Lineage: Eukaryota; Metazoa; Chordata; Mammalia; Rodentia; Cricetidae
Gene: Ska2
Product: spindle and kinetochore associated complex subunit 2
Exons: 4
Coding region: 64-429 (121 amino acids)
Biological process (GO): cell division; mitotic cell cycle; chromosome segregation
Cellular component (GO): spindle microtubule; outer kinetochore
Molecular function (GO): microtubule binding
Source: RefSeq, a predicted model, not a curated record
UCAGUGCUAGCACGGCUUGCAGCUUAAGCGCCUCCGCGGUCUGAGGAAUGUCAACUAUUCAACAUGGAGGCGGAGGUCGAUAAGCUGGAACUGAUGUUCCAGAAAGCUGAUUCUGAUUUGGAUUACAUUCAAUAUAGGCUGGAAUAUGAAAUCAAGACUAAUCACCCAGAUUCAGCAAGAGAGAAAAAUGCAGUUGCAAUUUUAAAGGAAUUAUCAGCAAUAAAGUCUCGAUAUCAAGCUUUGUGUGCACGCUUUAAGCCACUUUCUGUUGAGCAAACAGAGAGUAAGAGCCGCAUUUGUGCUACUCUGAGCAAGACAAUGACCAUGAUACAGGAACUACAAAAGCACACAGACCUGGAGCUAACUCCACUGACUGAAGAAGAGAAAGCUGUGACAGAGCAAUUAAAAUCUCACAUGCCAGACUUAUAAGACAUGGAAUUUUAAAACGGAUUCUAAUGGAGAAAAGAUCAAUUCCAAGAUCAAUUCAGCAAGAUGUCUUAUUUAUGCUUGAUGUCAUUAAUCCAUCAAGGGGUGGGAGGCCGAUGAGGAAGAUGGAGAUUUUCCUUGAGUGUCAGGAUCGUGAUACUUAGGGGAGGAAAUAGUUCGAAGGGUGGAUAUCAUAUGACUAAAAGCCUAAAAGGAUGGAAUGGGAAGAAGAUUGAAAUACUGAUGCCCAUACUUAGUUUUGUGGGUUCAGGUAAUGAAAUCCCUUAAUACUAUUUUAAUUUGUUUUCUUUUUUAUAUUUGGGAUAAUUUUAGAUAUUAUGGGAUUUUGUAAAAGAAUAUUUUUGUACAUUUCAAUCUGUUUUCAGGUGUUGUUUGU